AGCUGAUUUUCGGCUCCUGGCCCCGAUCCUCUCAAUUGACCUGAACCGGCGACUGAGCGGCGUAAUUUUCGGCUAUAUCUGUGUGGCACCGGUGCACGGCUCUUCAAGCGACUGACGGGGAAUGGCAGUGUCUUCGUGAAGGCGGAAAUCGAGAACCGGGACACCGUGAUCGAAAUUGUUUCGGCUGGGAGAGCUCUUCCAACAUUCGAAAUGACAGAGGCGAAAUCCGCAGAAAACAGAAAGCUCCUCGACGCUCUCCUGGAGAAAACGCCGCUGCUCAAGUAUCAACAGGAAGCUCUGACAGACAUUGUCGACAGAGAUGCUCUACUAAUAACUGCUCGAGGACUCGGGCUACACUCGAUUUUCCAUGCUUUGAUCAGGGUAUACCAUGCACCGGAGAACUUGGUGAUCAUUCUCGGGACGGAGCCUGAUCAAGAGGUGUACAUAAAGGCCCGUCUCGAGAAAGGCGGCAUGAAAAAUAUGCCCAAAUGGAUCACCUCUGAUGCCUUCGACACUAACGCUCGCACGAAGCUCUACAAGGAAGGUGGAGUGCUUUUCGUCACGUCACGAAUCUUGAUCGGUGACCUCCUGAACGAGAGAAUACCCAUUGAGCACGUCACGGGUUUCAUAGUCAAUAAUGCCGAAACAGUUCAGAAUUCGCAGCAAGAUCUUUUCAUCCUACGGCUCUAUCGCGACAAGAAUCGGACCGGUUUCGUCAAAGCCUUGUCUUCCAAGGCACCUGCAUUCACUCAAGAGUUCAUGCAACUCACUCGGGUGAUGUCGCGUUUAUACGUCAGACAUCUUAUCCUGUACCCAAGAUUCCACGAGUCGGUGAAGGAGAGCCUGAAUGAGUCACUGGAAGUUUAUGAGACCUACGUCCCGUUGACACAAUCGAUGGAACAAAUACAAUUCGCACUGAUGGAUCUCAUAGAAAUCAGCAUCCGAGAUAUAAAAAAACUGAACCAAACGCUCAAUAUAGAUGAAUUCACGACGGCGAACGUGAUGGGGAAAUCUUUCUAUGCCACGAUGAAGACUUGCAUCGACCCGCAGUGGCACCUCCUUUCUGGGAAAACCCGUCGGAGCAUCGGUGAUUUGAAGAAUCUCAAGAAGCUCAUGGAAGCUCGACUCUCUCUGAGCGGAAUCGCUAAAUCUUCGUCUCUGCACAGCGGCCUCACGAAGUACGAUCCCGUCACUUUCUUUCAUUCGGUGAAGUCGGUAUGGCAUGCGAAGCAGGGGUGUCACCAGACUGCCGAUUGGACAUUGAUGGAUUCGGGCGAGAGUUUAUAUCUGGCUGCUGAGAAAAGGGUUUUCGCGAAGGUAGAAGGCACAAAGAAAGAUCGAGAGAAGGAGUUCAAGCCGGAGGUUCCGCCGAAAUGGAUAUCUCUGAUAGAGGUACUGAAGAACUGUGAUUCGAAAGGCAACAUUGUCAUCGUAGUCGAAGAGGAGAGAACGCGUCGUCAACUGGAGGAGUUCCUCUGCGUGGGCUCCUAUCGGGUCCUCCGCUCAGCGUUCCAGAAACUCCUCGCCGACGCAGAGGAGAACGUGGUCUUCCCCCGGGAUGAAAAGGACAACAAAAGUGACAGUAGUGUUGAAAGUGACAGCAGCAAACCGUCGUACACAAUCGUGUCCGUCACGACUUCGAAUCCGUUCGAGUUCGAAGAACUGCUCUUGCAGCAGAGACCCCUCAGCGUCGUUCUUUUCGAUCUCCAUUUGAGCACUGUGCGAACUCUCGAAAUAUACCACAACUUGAGCACGCAGAGCGGGGUUACUGUGUACACCAUCACCUACGCGAAGUCGGUUGACGAGCAGCGCUACUACACUUCCGUGAGGAAAGAGAAGGAAGCAUUCGCGAACCUAAUCCAAGAGAAAGCGGCUAUGGCUUCGAAAACUGACUGGGACGAGGAAAUCAACGUCGCUCGCGGCGAAAAUAGGGUUAUCGUGGACGUUCGGGAAUUCCGCAGCGAUCUCCCGGCUCUCGUCUACAGGAGGGGUAUCGAUCUAUGUCCGGGAACCUUGGAAGUCGGCGAUUACAUUUUGACACCCACCAUUUGCGUGGAGCGUAAAGCACUUCAAGAUCUCAUUGAUUCAUUGUGUUCCGGGAGACUGUACCGACAAUCAGAGCGGAUGAGUCUCCACUACGAGGUCCCCGUCGUCCUCAUAGAAUUCAGCAGCUUGGAAGCCUUCUCCUUCAAGAAUAAACUUCAGAGCGAGAUCAUAUCGAAGAAAACAGUACAACGGCUCAUCAUGCUCACUCUGACUUUCCCGAAGUUGCGUCUAUUGUGGUCUCCCAGUCCGCAUGCGACAGCUGAACUAUUUGAGUUGUUGAAGAAGGAUCGACCGCAACCCACGCUCGUUGAAGCUCUGAAAGUCACCGAGAGCGAAAUCAAGCGAGACGAUGGACUCCUGGAAAGAUUCAACACUCGAACAACGAGGUUCCUUGAAACCCUGCCGGGAGUCGGAGCUCACUGCAAGUACAAAAUCAUGCGUCGCUUCAGCAAUCUCAAGGAGCUCCUCACCGCCAGCGAGGAUGUUCUGCUAGACGUUUUGGAGUCUCGGGACAAUACGACUCUAUUCAUGCAGACAGUUCAAUUACCGUUCGAAAAGAGAGGCAAGAAGAGACCUCUUGAAUAG
Messenger RNA from Galendromus occidentalis (western predatory mite), 2631 nucleotides. RefSeq names its product DNA repair endonuclease XPF mei-9 (gene mei-9). Gene Ontology annotation, biological process: resolution of meiotic recombination intermediates; nucleotide-excision repair involved in interstrand cross-link repair; double-strand break repair via homologous recombination. The coding region runs from base 211 to 2631 and encodes 806 amino acids. NCBI's taxonomy places the organism in Eukaryota, Metazoa, Arthropoda, Arachnida, Mesostigmata, Phytoseiidae. Gene Ontology annotation, cellular component: nucleotide-excision repair factor 1 complex. The transcript has 17 exons. The record is from RefSeq and is a predicted model, not a curated record. Gene Ontology annotation, molecular function: single-stranded DNA endonuclease activity; damaged DNA binding; single-stranded DNA binding.